AUGGAGGCAGCGGACGUGCCGCCCGAGGGCUACUCGCUCAUCAAGGCCGUGUACCAGCGGCGGCUGCGGCUGACGCGGCUGCUCAUCGACGGCGGCGCCUACGUCAACGAGAGCAACAGCCGCGGCGAGACCCCGCUCAUGGUGGCCUGCAUGACCCCGCACGCCGACCUGCAGAGCGCCAGCAAGGCCCGGAUGGUCAAGUACCUGCUGGACAACAAGGCUGACCCCAACAUCCAGGACAAGUCGGGCAAGACGGCGCUGAUGCACGCCUGCCUGGAGAAGGCAGGCCCCGAGGUGGUGUCGCUGCUGCUGCUGAGCGGCGCUGACCCCAGCCUGCCGGACCACUCCAACUGCUCUGCGCUGGUGUACGCCAUCAACGCUGCCGACAGAGACACCCUGGAGCUGCUGCUGAAGGCCUGCAAGGCGCGAGGCAAAGAGGUCAUCAUCAUCACCACCGACAAGUCCGCCUCGGGCAGGCAGAAGACAAAACAGUACCUGAACGUGCCUCCUCCAGACCUCGAGGAAUGCGCUUCUCCAGCCGACUGCACCUCCCCGUCAGAGAUAGAACCAGAUGAGGGUCCAGAAGACCCAUUCAGCUUUAAAGAGCUGUAUGGUGGGCAGCAGGGGGACAGCUCCUCUGAAAGAGUGCCACUGAUGACCAAAUCCAGCUCCGCACCAGCGCGGUUCAAGCUGACACAGGUGCUGCAGUGUGACCCGUGGCUAAAGUGCUGCCCAGCAGUGUUCCAGCAGAGGAAACUUGCUUCUCCACAAGAACUCCAGAGUAUCAGUCCCAUGGAAGAGCUCUCCUGUAAAGUCGGUGGCCUUGACUUAUGCAAGAGUGUCGCCUCCAGUCAUGAAAGUAGAGACAGGAAGGACACUGCUCAGGUACUGAGAACCUCUGAUCAAACCAUGUCAAGGAAAGCACUACGUGAUGCAAUAAACUAUCAGCCUCCUUUUGUUGAAGAGAAACACAACCCCAGUGAGAUUCCCAUGGGCAUGGAUGCCAGUCUGGGACAAAUCAGCUUACUUUCAAACCUUGGCAAUAUUAUCAAGAAAGGAAGUGGAGAAGCAAAUUACAACAUCUCCGGUUCUCAGUUAACCAACAGUCUAAUUCCUGCUGCUGAUACCAAAGGUAGUAAGUCACCAAAAGGAAAUAGAGAGAUUCUUCCUACGUACCAGACUUUGUUACCAAGUCCAAGAAGAGGUCUAGAGAUGCCUCCUCUUUCCCCAAGAGGCAGAAAUCAGGCUCCUCUAGAGGAAGAGGCCUCAGGAGCCUCAGUGCUGGAUCCGACGAGGCCAGGUUUUCUGCCUCCACUGAAUGCGAGCCCCCGCCCCCCGGUUCCAGAGCUCACUGUCAUAAACACAGUGUCUGGAAUGAUUUCUUAUGGACAAACUCACUUAGCCCCCCCAGGAUCUGCUUUCCCUAAGGGGACCAAAGAGACGAAUCUGAUGCGGAGGAGGCCCUAUGAGCAGAUCACAGUCUGACCAGAUUCAGCAGUCACUGAAUCUUUAACAGGAGAGCAAAGGGGAUCUUAAUGAUAUGUAAAUAUUCACUGCAGUCCUUAACUGUAAUGGUAUGUAUCACAAAAUAGAGCAGGUCUGUGAUGUAAAGUAAUGUCUGCCUCAGGAGUAGUGGUACAGCCCAGAAACUAAAUGAAAAGACAUCUAAUGAGGCUGUCCUCUGCAAUCUAAGCAGUGUUUAUUUUGCUGGUUUUGUAAAGUUUUCGGCUUGCCUGUGACGGACAACCCACAGCAGUCCUUAAGUGUUGCAGUUCUCAUUGCAGGUUGUAAAUGCUACCCCUCCAGGCUUUCCCCGAGCACACGCCCUUGCGGCACCCAGAGCGGCGCUGCACACGGAGCGUGGGCCCCCGGAGCGUUUGACUGCGAUGCCGGACCGGAGUGCCCGUGUCCCGGUUGUAUAUACGCACACAGCCCCC
Molecule: messenger RNA, 1937 nt
Organism: Melospiza melodia melodia
Lineage: Eukaryota; Metazoa; Chordata; Aves; Passeriformes; Passerellidae
Gene: ANKRD34B
Product: ankyrin repeat domain 34B
Exons: 1
Coding region: 1-1485 (494 amino acids)
Molecular function (GO): protein binding
Source: RefSeq, a predicted model, not a curated record